Molecule: messenger RNA, 443 nt
Organism: Racocetra fulgida
Lineage: Eukaryota; Fungi; Glomeromycota; Glomeromycetes; Diversisporales; Gigasporaceae
Source: the annotation of a GenBank genome assembly
ACUAUGAGGACAAUAAUAAUCUAUCUACAGAAUGGUCUAUAGACUUUACCCAAGAUCAAACUAAUAUAAGUUUGCCAAGUGUUUAUAAUAAUCCAUCCAUAGAAUGGCCUAGAGGAUUUAAUCAAGAUCAAAUUAAUGAUAAUCUACCUAUAGAAUUGUCUACAAACUUUACUCAAGAUCAAAUUAAUAAAAGUUUACAAAACAUUUAUAAUAAUCCACCCGUAGAAUGGUUCGCAGGCUUUAGUAAAAAUCAAACUAAUAAUAAUCUUUCUACAGAAUGGACUAUGGAUUUUACUAAUAAUAAUCCGUUUAUGGAAUGGAAUGCAGGCUUUACUCCAUAUCAAACUAAUACAAAUUUGCUAAAUAUUAAUAAUCAUUCGGUUAUAGAAUUACCAGCAGGCAUUGCUCAAAACGAUGGGAAUCAAAUUAAUCAUAAUCUAUCU